Molecule: messenger RNA, 9040 nt
Organism: Frankliniella occidentalis (western flower thrips)
Lineage: Eukaryota; Metazoa; Arthropoda; Insecta; Thysanoptera; Thripidae
Gene: CdGAPr
Product: GTPase-activating protein CdGAPr
Exons: 11
Coding region: 233-6250 (2005 amino acids)
Biological process (GO): small GTPase-mediated signal transduction
Molecular function (GO): protein binding; GTPase activator activity; phosphatidylinositol binding
Source: RefSeq, a predicted model, not a curated record
UUGUUCGGAUGUGUGUCGGUACGGUUGGUGAUUGUCGUUGUGUUGUCGCCAGUUUCUGUGUUAUUUUGCGUUAUUUACCGUGGCUACCUGCAGCCUUUCCGAUGGAUUUCACUCUUCAGAACCUCUGACGCCCUUGGAGUAACUACCGCAGCAGCUCUAGCACCAUGAACCACGACACAUAGCGCUGCGGGCCGAGGCCGGGCGUGGCGCUGCGCGGUGCGGCGGUGGCGGUAUGCGACGCGUCCUCAGCGGCUGCCAGGCCAGCUUGGGCUUGGACUGGAACUGCACUUGCGUGCAGAAGGUGCCCGGUGAGGCUGCCGACAUGGACAGCUCUCGCAGCAGCAUCCGCGUGCACCACACGCAGCACGCGGCCCUGACGGGCGCCCUGGGCAAGGUGGGCUCGCACUCGCCGCCAGUCAUCGCGGCCGCCCGGUCGGAGGGGAGGUCGCCGCGCUUCCCCAAGCUGGACGAGUGCGCCCACUUCCACUACGAGCAUGUCGAGCUGGGGACGCUGCAGAUCACUGUCAUCAGCGACCAGGAUUUGAGCUUGGGGAGCAGACUGCAUGGUGAUGAUGUAGAAAAUCAGUCGUUUGCUGUGCAGGUCGCUUCUCAAGGCAAAAGCUGGCUUUUGCGAAGAACGUACCAAAAUUUCAGAUCUCUUGACACACAACUACACCGUUGCAUAUAUGACAGAAAAUUCUCAGCUCUGCCUGAACUACCACCAGAAGACAACUUAUCCAUUCCAACAGGACAAGACCAUGAGGAGGCUGUUCAAAAUAUUUUAGCUGACUACCUCAACCGUUUUUCUUUGAUUGCUGGCAAUCUGAUCAACUGUGGGCCGGUUUUGAGUUGGUUUGAACUCGACAACCGCGGUAGGCGUCUGCUAGUGCCCGAUAAUGACUCAUGCCCUAUCAACACGCCCGCAGUGGCCGCUGCCUACUCCGUCAAGAGAUAUUCAGCUCAGGCUCAGGAUGAAAUUUCCUUUGAAGUUGGUGACAUGAUCUCAGUCAUUGAUAUGCCACCACCAGAAGAAAGUGUGUGGUGGCGUGGCAAACGAGGCUUCGAAGUUGGCUUUUUUCCUUCAGACUGUGUGGCUCUUAUAGGAGACAAAGUCCCAAGAAAUCUUCAGUUGUCUGCUGGAUCCAGUGCCCCAAACUCCCCAAGAGAUAUGAUGUUGGCAUGUCAACCUAGUAAACCUGUUCUACGAAAGCAUGGAAAGCUUAUUUCAUUCUUCAGAUCAUUUAUUUUAUCACGCCCAUCACGAAGGCGUCUUAAACAAUCUGGAAUUUUAAAGGAGAGGGUCUUUGGAUGUGAUUUGGGAGAACACUUGCUUAACUCAGGGCAUGAUAUCCCUAUGGUUCUCAAGUGCUGCUCUGAGUUUAUUGAAACCCAUGGUAUUGUGGAUGGAAUAUAUCGUCUCUCAGGCGUUACAUCAAACAUUCAAAAACUACGAAAUGCCUUUGAUGAAGAUAGAGUUCCAGGAUUGUAUGAAGAUGAGGCCAUUCUUCAAGAUAUCCACUCUGUUGCCUCUCUUCUUAAGAUGUAUUUUAGAGAACUGCCCAACCCUCUUUGCACUUAUCAGUUAUAUCAUCAAUUUGUUGGAGCUGUUCAGAAUAAAGAUGGAUUAACUCGUGAUGGUCCAGAUGAAAAUAGAGAUGGCACAAGACUAAUGCUAAUGCGAGAUGCUGUUCAGAAGCUUCCACCCCCUCAUUAUAGAACUUUACAAUAUUUAGUAAAGCAUCUGGCUCGUGUGGCAGAGCAUGGCCACCAAACAGGAAUGACUCCAAGAAAUGUAGCUAUAGUUUGGGCUCCAAACCUGCUGCGUUGCAAAGCUCUGGAAGUUGGUGGCGUUGCUGCAUUACAAGGAGUUGGAGUCCAAGCGGUUGUCACAGAAUUCUUAAUUUGUUAUGCAGAUUUAAUCUUCUGUGACAGGCUUCCUCCAUUAAGUAUUCCUAUGCAACAAGCAACUCCAAAGCGGUCUCGUCCCAAAUCUUUGGCCAUAUCAACACCAACAAAGCUUCUAUCAUUGGAAGAAGCCCGAACCCGAGCUCUGCUGUCAGCAGCAGGGAAAACAGACCAAGACUACAUUGAAGUUGGUGGAGGGCCAUCUAGCUUACCAGCAAAAUAUCACACAGUUAUUGAUCUGCCAAGUAGGAAGCGGUCUGGCUCAAAGCGUUCUCCUCUUGGUUGGAAAUCAUUUUUCAGCAAAGCUGGAAGAAGUAGCAGUGGGGGUAGCACUCAUUCAAGCCGCAAGGCUCAACAGCAGCAGCAGCAACUGAAGCCUCAGCGUAAAACCUCAACUCCCUCAGCUAUUAAUUUCUGCACUGAGAAAGCUGUCACUGAAGCUGAUGUUGCUCCAGGACGCAGGCGAUUGAGACCUGUAAAGAGUGCAGAAAGCUUAGCCUCAGGCAAUAAUUCUAGCCGCAAUUCCACUGCUUUGAGUCAUGGAUCAGAUGCUGUGGGACAGAGUUGCUUGACUCCAGGUGGAGGAAGUCAUCCUGGCAGUCAAGCUGUGAGUCCUUCAGAUGGUCAAUCACAGCCUAAAGCAGGACAUAACAGAUCUGUUUCUCAUGAUUCAUAUUUUGAUCAUCUUGCGGAAACUCCCUCCAUGUCCCGCCGAGCAUCAUCUCGCUUGCAUGAGGAGGAAGGUUUCUCUUCAUCUUUGGAUCUGAGUGAAAUCCAAUUAAACUUUGAACUGGAAGAAUCAGAGAUGCGCAUUUUUUCUGAGGAUGAGACACUUUUAUCAACAUUUGAUAGCGCAAGUGUUAUGUCUCAAGGAUCACCACACACACACAACUCAAAUGUUAUUCCUCGUGACCGUCAUGCUAGAAACUCAGUUGGGGUUGGUAAGAGGCUAACCCCUCAUGGUGUUCCUCAUCUUGCUCGACCUGAAGAUACGUUGAGUGGUGGAUGUGCUUCACUUGAUCCUUCACCUAAAAAGCAAAAGACCAGUGGAAAUUCAAAUUGUGAUUACACAGCUAAUAUUUUAGACUCCUGUAAAAGAUCACGACUUGAAGAGCAACUCACUAACUCCUCCGCAGAGCUUCGUUACAUUGAUAGUCAAUCACCUGAACAAAUUCCAGCACAACAACAGGUUCUGGUUCAUGCUGAAGUCCAUCAAAGCAAUAACGCAACAAACUCAAGUGCAAGUAGCAAUGGAACCUAUGGAGUUCUAGCAAGUACAAGUUCAUCUCUAGCUGAAGCCCCAACCUCUGACACUGAAAGUGUAACUUUAUUAAGUUCUGGACUAACAACCCCGGACACCCCAGUCCAGCUAUAUCGGCCUUUGAGAGAAGAUGGAGAAUCCAGUGGAAGUGGUGUGGGCUCAACACCAGAUUAUGAAAAUGUGAUGACUUCUGCAUCAAAACUCAGUCCUUUAGAGCCCAAAUAUGAGCAACUUAUUGCAACCCCAUCGCCUAGCCAAGACUUCAGAAGUUACGACAACAUUCCUGUUCCUAAACCUCGCUUUCAAACUCCUCGUACCCCAUAUGAAAAUGUUCAAAGAGAGUUUCUUGCUGCUGAAUUGAAUGCUUCUAAAGUGAAUGAGAUAGAAUUGAAAGACCAGCAUUGUACUAAGUCACCUUAUGAAAAUUUACAAAGAGAGUUUAUUAUUAACAGUGAUUUAAACCAAGCCUCAAGUCCUCCUGCAAGCAGUAGUCCUUCACUGAGUGCUGGAACAACAGCUGUCAGGCACUUGGAAUCAAGUGGAGAUGAGGACACCCUUGAAAUAAGCCAAGACAAUUUCUCCUUGGAUCUCAAUGCUGGCUUUGAACACAUAUAUACAGAAAUCAUGUCAGGAAAUGAAACACAUGCAGAGGAUGCUGAUUCAGGCACUAUGAUGAUAGAGCCGUGUGAUACGGACCAAAUCAAUGAAGUAUCUGUAAAUGUUUACUCUGAACAGUCAGCACCAACUUUGCCUGUUCACAACCAAAAUGUUUAUCAAAAUGUGCCAAGUGUUUCUCAAGCACUUCAUCCGGGUUGUAGAGCAGAGGAUGAUGUUUAUGAAGAUUUUGCUUUUGAAAAUUCUAUUGUGGAUAGUGAUAUUCUCCAAAAUUCUGGCCAUGAGGCGCCUCUAUUUGAUGUAAAACAACUGAAAACAGCACCGCUGGAUCCAAAUGUAGUUUACCAACAAGUAAAGUAUCUAAGGCGUUCUAUACAUGAGGUUAAUGCGUUGUUAGAAGAUAGUAGCAAUGCUGAAGAAUCUUUGAUGCCCGAGAAUGAGGUAGAAGCAGAUCAAAUAACCCAAGCUGGAGAAGCUCUCAAACACAAUUUUAGUUCCUAUGGAGAGGUAGAAAAUGAAAGUAAAGUAGUGGCGAUGCAGGAAAAAUGCCCUGAAACUCACUUUGACUGUUCUCCUAUUGAUACUUGUUAUGAACUUGAUACUGUCACCAAUGUAUCUAAUAGUAACCAGUUUCCUGAGGUACAAGCAUUUGAACCAGCUGAAGAUGAAAUUGAGAUGGCUGCACAGGAAAAAUGCUCUGACAAUGAGAGUGUUCAGAAUGUGGAUCUUUUAUUCACUUCUUGUGACAGUGAGAAUAAUUUGCCCCCUGUCAAACCAUUUCCACCCUCUGUGCUUCCAUCUCAUGACAGCGUUUCACCUCAAAAAACACUGGAAGCAUGUGUGUUCCCAACUCUCCCUCCAGGGGUUGCUUCUUUACAAGAACCAGCAGAAGCCUCUGAGUUUCCAAUUCAUUGUGAUAAAGCAGCUAACCUUGGAGAAAGUCUGACUUCAGCCAGUGACUGUGCCUCAUCUCAGGCAAGUCCAGUUCUUGAAAGUCCUCUUCCAGACUCCUCAUUGCCUGAUGCUCUAAAUGUUGCAACAGAGAGCCGUAGACGAUUUGAGUCCGAAAUAGGUCGUGAGCUUGUUCGAGAGAGACGCAUGACUCAAGAGUUGCAAGAGGUAAGAGCAACCAAGACUUCUCCUCAUGGAUCUCCAGCACACAAACCUGAUCAAGGAAACAAAUCAAGUGUUAAAGAACUUUUAUCUCGCUUUGAGUUGACUCAAAUGGAUUUAGAGUCAUCUGGUUUGGCACCAACUUCACCUUUACCUCUUUCGUCUCGUAAAUCAGACCCUCACCCUAAGCCAUCUGAGAAAAUAGAUAUAACAUCUGCAACAUUACCACCUUGCCUGAGAGCUCGUGCAGCACGCAUAGCACGCACCAAACUGAACACCUCUACUAAUCUAAGUGCAUCAUUAGAUGAAGAUCACUUUCUUCUAUCAGGAGGAAGUAAGGGUGAAGGGAGGGCACUUAUUCGUACUCAGACUGAACCAGAUGUAAAUACUGAAAAUCGUUCUGUUGAAGAAAAUGAACUGACUAACAGCUCUUCAGUAUCAAAAGCAGUUGAAAACGAGUCUGCUAUUUUUUCACAGGACGAUGACCCACAGAGAAGAGAACGUAUUGAACGAUACAAGGAAGAAAGGAGAAGUUUUUUGAGAAAAAAGUAUCGAUCUGAAAGUUUUCGCAAUGAGCAGGAUGACACCUUAGCUCGAUUAAAGCAGAAAGCUGUUUGUAAAGGAGGUUUGCCUGGUGUGUCCCCUGUGGACAUGCCCAAAGAUAUUACUAUGGAUUUGGACAACAUUAGGCAACAGAAGAGCAACACAUCAGAAAGAUUACCUGUUGAGAAAAUAUCUUCAAAAGAUAGUUCCCCUGUUAAGUCAACUAGCAAAACUAAAUCUGGGAGAACUGUUGCAUCUCCAACAAGUCCUGAACCCAUCACCUGUGUAACAGUGCGUCAAAGGAUUGUUACUCCAGAUAAAGUUUCCCUUAAGGGAUGUGAGUCACCUCUCAGUCCCAACUCACCAAGAACUGAACAUAAAAAGUUUGGAUUUUCUCCUGAAAAAAUUCCAGUCAGUAAAGGUUCUCCAGAGAGGAAAUUCCCCGAAAAAACACGCAUACCUGUUUCUGUGGACUUGGCUCAUGUUGAGAGAAGACCUGCACAACUGGUUCUUGUACAGCGUUCAUCAUUGCCUGUAGCUUCUUCUGAGAGAAGGAUGUCUGCUGGAAAUAAAGUUUCUUCACCCGAUUCCAACUUUCCCAUCUCACUGAGUUCUAGUGGGGACAUCAAACGGAGAGCCUCAGUAGAAAGUAAUUCUUCUCAACGUUCUCCCAUAAAAUCACCGUCUUACUGCAUUCGAGACAUGGCUGCAUUAUUUGAAGCUAAAGAAAACACUUCUCGCAGUGCUACUAGUACCACAGCUUCAAAAUCAACAUCAUCUUCCUCUGCAAAGAACUUUGUAUCAUCUGUUUAAAAAGUGAUUAUUAUGACAAUCUUUUAUGGGGUUUAAUUUUCAUUUGCAUUUAAGUUAGUAUAUCUCAUCAGAUACUGCUUGACAAAGGCACGUUGCCUAUUUCUGUGAUACAAAGCUCUUGAAUCUUAUAAAGAAACUAUGCAAGCUGUUCAACAAAAUUUGCCAAUUGGUCGUUCUUUUCCUAGUAAUUUUUAUGGUUUAUAUCGAAUACAUUCUUAUACCGGUGCAUUCAAAUUGUUAGAAAGAAUUAUACAAAUUUUUGAAGUGUGUUUUUGUAAUCUUUAUACAAAGUGAACUACACUUUUCUAUGAUAUCUAGUUCUAUGUAACCCUGUAAGCAACUUUUAAGCUUGUAAACAGAAAAGUUUUAAUUUUUUUUUAAACAAAUUUCUGUUGAUGGUAAUUUUUUACUCUUUAAUGUUGUACAAAUUGUGCCAAUCUGUUUCUUGCCUAUAGGAAGACCUUUAUUUUGCCAUGUUCUACCUAGUAUCUGCUUCCAUCAGCAGAGCUUUAUUUUGACUUUUGUCAAUGUACUAGCAAAUUUUAAGUAAAAUAUUCCUGUAGUUUUGAAACAUUCCUCUUAUGAAGGAUAGUAUGUAUCACAUUUAUGAACUUAGAAAUAUUAUGUAGAAUCUAUAGUUUAUUGUCUCGUUUCUUAUGUUGUAUUGUGUUUAAAUCAGACAGCUUGUCUAAAUUAUAAAGACUCAGAAUGUUUGCUUUAUGUACACUGUGGAGUGCUUGUUUUCAAUGUUACUGCAUUUUUUGUUUAACUCCCUUGUACUGUGUCUCUUUUAGCCAUAAGCUCAAGCAUGUUACGUACUGUAUUUUGUACUAUUGAUUAACCAACUUUAUGAGGUUGUGAUGCUCUGGGGUAUGUGGGCCAAGUCAGCAGACACUUUUCAAGUGUCUGAAUGAGUCUGUGUAUGUUUGUGUAACAAGGUAUGGAGAAAGAAAUAUCACUCUCUUUAACAAAUUGGCUGCAGCUAUUAAGCCUUUUGUAGCACACCAGUCAAUAUGUUCAACAAAAAAGUUUCAACUAAGAAAUAACAUUUGAGAAAAUGAGAGAAAGUGAGAGAAAGUGAGAGAGUGAUGUAGACACUUUAGCUGCGUCCAGACAAGAGGGUCGCUUGAGUCGUUUGGGUUGCUGUGAGUCUGAGUCUGCGCAGAGAACCAAAACUCGGCCUCUGCGCAAGCUCAGAGACCCAAGCGACUCCAGUGCCCCUUUUGUCUGGACGCAGCUUUCUUGUGUUUACAAAGACAUUUUCCCCUGAGAAAUUUUCUUGAAGAGACUGAUCUGAAAUGUUUAAUGGUAGCUAAGUUUGUAGCUAUAGUGAUUCCUUUUUCUAUUAAAGGGAUACAUUAACUGGUAAAGUUAUUAUAUGAUUUCUUAGUAUGGAAAAAUACAUAUGUUUAUAUCAGCUCAUAAACAUUUACAUAGAAUUGUUGUAGUUCUGUAAGUAUGAUUUAUAGUGCUAUUAUUCCUAUAAAUUUUCAAUUUCCAGUUUUGUUUCCUCUCCUGCCAUUAGUUUUAUUAGUUGAUAUUAACACACUUGUUUGUUGCUGUUGUUGUUGUGUUGUAAUAUGUUUGUUUGGUAAAAUUGUGUUCUUAAAUAGUUCACAAAGUACCUAAGUUUUUUUCAGUUUUCACUUGCACUGCUCUGGCAGAUGUGUGCCAUAUGUGCAGGUCAUGUUUUAUAUUUGCUUAUGGCAUCUGGUUGAAGAGUUUACAACUGUAGCAGUUUUAAAUGUCUGCUUAAGGAUCAAGUACAUUUAUGGCUGACCAAUCUCUUUUUUUCUUUCUUUUAAUUUGUGAUUAUUUUAAUUUAGUUUAUAUCUAGUUAACAAACUCAAGUGAAUCUCAUUCAUUGUAAAUCUUCCAUAGGAGUUUUCAUUGUGACAACUAAUGUUUAUGACAAACUAAUACAUCACACUGUAAGACAUUUUUACUAGUUUCUAUCUAGUUUUUAAAAGAUUGAAUAGAUCCAGUCAGUAUGAUUAUGACACACUUAAAUUUUAGAGAAGCCUUAGUAUUUUUUAAUAACUUUAUCAAAUCGGCUCAGAAUUAAUCUUUUAUACUUGUUAUGUACUUGUUUUAGCUGUCUUUUAAGACAAAAUUAUUUUUGUUCCAGUGAAAGUUGUUUGGGCCACCAUGCUCACAACUAAAUACUUCUCUGCAAAGUAAAUCUUCAAGUCAAUCAGUGGUUCCUAUGUCAAACACUGAAACUCACUUAAAAUAAUGUAGUAGCCACCAUUUAAAAAUUGUUAUCUGUUAGCUCUCCGUUAAAUCUUUUAGUCGGUCAAAAUAAUUAUAACUUUACAUAGUUGUAGACUACCAAGAACAGACAUAAAUUUUGUGAUUGGGGCUCUGCAAGUUCUUGUUAACUGUAUCAUCAGUGUUCUAAAUUUAAACAUCACACAACAGAUAUUUUCUGUUGCCUGUUUACUUUUUUACUUUCAAUUACAAAAAUACCUGUUAGACUAGAGCUACCUGUGAUGGCCAUAACUUCGUGUUCUGUGCUUUUCUCUGUGGAGUAUUUGUCUUGCGUACUUCAUUUUUGUCUUCUGAGUCUAACCACUGGCGUAUCUUCUAUAGACUGACUACCUUUGUAUGUAUAUUACCCUUUUAUUGUCUUUUUUUUCAUACCAAAGUUUUCCUUGUAUUAAGUCAAAUGUGUGAGUGCUUAUUUUUAGUUUCAUUCGGGGACGCCCCGUUUGUCCGACAAGUUAUUUGUCCGACAGCCGCAUUUAAGUAAAUAAAUUAAAUAAAUAAAGUAUUACAACAACAGGGAAA